Messenger RNA from Salvia hispanica, 1273 nucleotides. NCBI's taxonomy places the organism in Eukaryota, Viridiplantae, Streptophyta, Magnoliopsida, Lamiales, Lamiaceae. The record is from RefSeq and is a predicted model, not a curated record.
UAAUCUCUCUCCCUCUGUUUUCGUACUUGAAUUUCUGUGAUCCUAAUCAAUGAAAACGACGUUGCCACCUCUGCCCUUUUCUGCUUCGCAUUGCCAUUAUUAAGUCCUUUCAUCACUCGCUAUGCUGUCUUCCCCUGUUUCCCCCCAAUCCCAGAUCUGCUGAGCUAGCUUUGCUUGAACCAAUGGCGGGUGCCGCGGAUUUGCAUUGCUCCAACGGCGUCGAGGUAAAGAAUUCCGAUCCCAAUUCCGUGAAUUCGAGUGAGAUUCAUCGAAAUGGGAAUGCCAAGGGUUUCAAGAUUUUCGUAGGGUAUGAUCCUAGGGAAGACAUUGCUUAUGAGGUGUGCCGUUAUUCUCUAUUGAAGAGGGCUUCGAUCCCUAUUGAGAUUUCCCCUAUUAAGCAAUCUGAGCUUCGUGAAUUGGGGGUUUAUUGGCGGGAGAGGGGGAAAUUGGAGAGCACUGAGUUCUCAUUUUCGCGUUUCUUGACGCCUUACCUAGCGAAUUACGAGGGAUGGGCCAUGUUUAUGGAUUGUGACUUCUUGUACUUGGAUGAUAUCAAGAAGCUGGUGGACUUGAUCGAUGACCGGUACGCGAUCAUGUGCGUGCAGCACGACUACACGCCUAAGGAGACCACGAAGAUGGAUGGCGCGGUGCAGACUGUGUAUCCUAGGAAGAACUGGUCUUCCAUGGUGUUGUACAAUUGCGGCCACCCCAAGAAUAGGAGCUUGACACCCGAGCUGGUGAAUAAGGAGACGGGGGCGUUUCUCCAUAGGUUUCAGUGGCUGGAUGAUGAUGAGAUUGGGGAGGUCCCGUUUGUGUGGAAUUUCCUUGUUGGACACAACAGGGUUGUGGAGGGCGAUGAGAGCACGUUCCCUAAGGCCAUACAUUACACGCUUGGUGGGCCGUGGUUUAAGGAGUGGAAGGAUUGUGAGUUUGGUGAUCUUUGGCUGAGUGAGUUGGAGGAGUACCAGAAGGGUGAUGCGACGAAGGGAGAUUAGGUCGAUUGAGAGGUGAUGGAGGUGAUGAUGUUCAAUGUUAAGUUUGUUAACUAGUUGCAUAUCCUUGUAGAUGUAAUCAUUCCCCUUUGUUGUGUUCAUAUCAUUUGUUUGUGGUAUUAUAAAAUCCGAGUUUUCGAUAGAUCAAAGAAAGCAUUUGUGUGUGAUGAGUAGUACUACUUGGACAAGAGAAGAGAAGAACAGAGUGUUUUGUUCUUGUAUUUUUGUAUGUGUAUUUGUGUAUUCCUGCAUCAAUGAUAUCUUGUAUUCAUCUGCCAAAA